Messenger RNA from Wasmannia auropunctata (little fire ant), 2385 nucleotides. RefSeq names its product zinc finger Ran-binding domain-containing protein 2-like. Bases 413 to 1102 code for a protein of 229 amino acids. Lineage: Eukaryota; Metazoa; Arthropoda; Insecta; Hymenoptera; Formicidae. The record is from RefSeq and is a predicted model, not a curated record. Gene Ontology annotation, molecular function: RNA binding; lipopolysaccharide binding. The transcript has 7 exons. Gene Ontology annotation, biological process: RNA processing.
GAUACAGUCAGACAUCACGGCGCGCUCGUCCGACUCGCAUGCACUCGUGUCUACCCACGUAUACCGCCGACGACGGACGGUAUUCUGCGGUAUUCCGCAUUGGUAUCAGCUUGAUGCCACUUGUCGUGACUUGUCACAGGCAUCGCCGCCACGGUAGAUCGGCUCCGAUAGAGACUCGCGUUACACACUCGCGGCGCGGAAUGCAGUAGCCGCGGUAGCGGUCGACGGCGAGGUCUGCUGCGAGGUACGUGCCACGGGACAGUAACACGUCGCUCGCCGCCGCGAGCGGACCGCUGCAAGGUUAAGCGCGAGACACCGCGUGACGCAGAGCACGGACGCGGAGUCGCGCGCUUGCGAGGGGACAAACGCGCGCGGUGCACCUGAUCGCGCGCCUGGACUGAUCGGGGGCGAGAUGGACGGCAAGGUCGACGACGAGAAUCAACGUGGCGUCAACGACGGCGACUGGGUCUGCCCUGACUCGCAAUGUGCCAAUAUAAACUUUGCCAGGCGUAACUCCUGCAAUCGCUGCGGGAAAGAUAGAGGUGAAUGUCCGAAGAAGAAAAAAUUGGGUCAGGAAAUUGGAAAAGCAGCCGCGGAAAAAAGUAGAGGUCUUUUUAGCGCGGACGACUGGCAAUGUAGUAAAUGCGGCAACGUAAACUGGGCCCGUCGGCAACAGUGUAAUAUGUGCAACGCCCCGAAAUUCGGUGAGAUAGAGGAACGCACGGGGUACGGUGGUGGGUACAACGAUCGAGGAGUCGUCGAGUACAAGGAGAGGCGGGACGACGACGACGAGUACGACGAGUUCGGACGGCGUAAAAAAAAGAGAAAAAUAGAGAAGAAUUCCGACGACGAUUCGAAGGAUUCCAAGUACAGCAGCCCGUCGCGUAAAUCUAGAGACAAGGAAGUCGAGAGGGACGAAGUGGAAGAGGAGGAGCAGGAGGAAAACGAGGAAGAGGAAGACGAGAAGGAAGAGGAGGAGGAGGAGGAGGAGGAAGAUGGUGAUUUAUCUAAAUACGACCUUAGCGAAUGGGAUGACUUUGCGCCAGCAAAAAAAAGUACAAACGGAAGUACUAUGUCCUCGGAAGCACAACGGUCAAGGUAAAUUAAUAGCGAAACGGAGAUGAUCGGCGCGAUUCAGGCACAUCCAACCAAUGAAAGGCUGUACAGAAGGACAGGUUUGACUUGGGUUUCGGGUAUAAAAUUGAUUAUGAUGAUCAGUUGCAGACCGCAUACAGUGUGAUGAAUUUUGCUAAAUAAUGUAUAUAGUCCCAGAUCCUUAAGACUUAAAGUAUAGCUUGCUUUUAUUGCGAUUAUAUCCUCGGUAGAUAUCGCGUAAAGACAUCGAGUAGAAAGAGUUAGCGUUGAUUUAGCGAAAAGAAAGAAGCGCAAGCGAUUCUUCUCAUUCAACGUGUGAAUAUUUUUCUUUUUACAGAUGAAUCAGGAAAACGGAAAGAACGCAACCAGUGCUCGGCAACUAAGAAGUAUACACAACGCAAGUUUUUAGUAAUUUAGUAAUGCACCUUUGGAUAUAAAGUGGCCGAUAAUGUGUGAAGACUUAUUACAAAGGGAAGUCGACUAACAAUAAGCUUUACAUUUAUAAUUGAGCUCAUAGCUUCGUUGAUCCUAAGGAAGCGAAUUGUAGGUCUCCUAUUUGCGCGGGUAAUAUCGUUGUUCUAACGAUUGCAGAGUUUAUGAAAAACUACUUCGGCGCAAGUAGUAUGUUUCGCUAGCGAGAUACGAGAUUGAUAUAAUUCCAACAUGAAUCUAUAGAAGAAAUUAUACACAGCUCGUUUUACAAGCUAAAUAUGACGUUGUAGAAAAAGAUCUUACUCCUAUGUAAUAGAUGGUGUCAACGCUCUGCGCAAGCCCCGUCGUCGCAGUGUUCUAAGAUUCCUAUUACUUUUUAUCACAAACGUAACUAUGUCGAUGUAGCCGUGUCACUGCUUCACAUUGCUCAAGUUGCCUGAAGGAACCUAACUUGUAUUUUUUUUUCUCUUUUUUUUUUGUCGUCCCCCUCGUCUCUCUUUCAUUCAUCUAUGCAUAAUGCUCGCAUUAAGUGGACAAUCGUGAAGUGUAGUAUUAAAGAAUCAUUCCCCGAAACAGAGCAGAUAUGUAUUUUGCAUCUUUUGGAAGAGACCAAAAGGAAAGGAUACGUUCUCUUGCUUUGACUAUCACAGAUUUGAGUAAGUUGAGAAACAGCCUGCUCACUCUUUGAAAAACGUAGCGCUUUUUUAAAAAUUAGCCGUCCGCGUCUUUGCAGAUGCGGACUUAUCGUGAACUCCGACGGCCGUUCUUGAAUCGCAAAACGAUUAUCGAUCAAAUAUCGUACUGACUUCUUGUAAAUAUCUUUAUUUUUCAUUUAUAAUAAAAAUCAUUCAUCAACAA